CGCUGAAACAGGAAAUACCCGAACCAUACCCCUAUUCCUUCGCUUCUAUUCCGUCCACCGGAAUUUAUUAGGGUUUCUUCUUCAAAGAGACGCGACGAAAACCUCUGAACUCACCUCGCAAUCUGUCCUCCCCCGUCUGCUUUAAGCCUAUUACUCCGCCAUGGCACAAAUCGGUAUGCUCAAGCUUCGGCGAGGUUUAGACCCAGCUGCUCAAGAGUUCAGACCUGGAAACCUCGCCAAUCCGACGCCACUCCCGCCCGUUGUGUUCGGGCCGCCGCUCCGCCAUCUAUACUAUUCGUUCGGCGCUUCGUUUCCGCCCCAAGUGGACGCGUUUCGCAAUUCGGCGAUAACGUAUUCCCCUAAUUUUCCGGUUUACUUUAAUCCGGCGUUUGUCAAUAAUAAUCCUCUGGAGGAAAUAGCGGUGCCGCAGGUUCAGCAUCUGUCGUCGUAUCCGACUCGGUCGCUGUUACUGAGUGCAGUGCCGAGUGACGUCAGCGAGUCAGUGGUGCGAAGGGAUUUGGAAGGGUUUGGAGAUGUGAGAUGGGUUCAGACGGAGAGAAUUAGGGAUGGAAUCAUAACCGUCCAUUUUUACGAUCUGAGGCAUGCAGAAAGGGCCUUUCAAGAGAUGAGGGACCAACAUUUGAUGCGUCAGAAGCAACUUCGCGACCAACAUUCUUGGUCUUCGAAGAACAAUUUCGACACGCCGCCGCGGUUGGCUCGUGCCCUAAUCGGUGGCCAUGUUGUGUGGGCCGAAUUCAUUAUUCCGACGACUAACGCCGCGGUACCAGACUGGAACAACCAGGGCACCAUCGUUGUUUUCAAUUUGGAGUCGGAUGUCUCCGCCUCUACUCUCAAGGAAACCUUCGAACGUUUUGGUCCUGUGAAGGAAUUUAGGGAGGUGCCAUUGAAGAAGCAUCGAAGGUUCAUUGAGUUUUUUGAUGUUAGAGAUGCUGCGAAGGCUGUUAAAGAGAUGAACGGAAAGGAAAUUCAUGGCAUGCCAGUCGCCGUUGAGUUCAGCCGUCCCGGCGGACAUGAAAGGAAGUUCUUCAACCCCAUGAUUGCUAGACACCAUCGGCAGCCUCCUCUCCCUCGAACUUCGAAGCUAUCUUCUGGUCGUUUCAACGACCCACAUCGCCCAUUCUAUUCCCAAGCUCAAUUUUCCCCCAAGAAGCUGCACUCUGUGACUGGCCGGAGCUUUAACUACGCUGGGAAACUGGUGGACAAGUUGCAGCCAUUGAAUUGCAGUGGAAGUACAGGAAAUGGAAUUGUAAGAAGGGAUUCAAUCGGCACGUCGAGGAGGAUAAAUGUGGAGAAGAUUAUCAAUAGGCAAGCGCCACCCAACUCAAAACAAGAAGCAUCAUCUCUACCUAGGAUUAAUAUUAGGUUGAGAAGGAACAAGUUAUUGAAGAAAUCCGAUCCGUGUUUCUUAAUAAGCGAAAAUGGUAUGGAUAAAGAAACAUCCGAUUGCAUUGAUUGCAGAACCACUGUUAUGAUCAAGAACAUACCCAACAAGUACAGUCUGAAGUUAUUAUUGAAGACUCUGGACAAGCAUUGCAUGAAGUGCAACGAGGAGAUGACCAACGAUGGCAAAGACUUACCUUUGUCUUCCUACGAUUUCGUAUAUCUUCCCAUUGACUUCAGUAAUAAAUGUAACGUGGGAUAUGGGUUUGUGAAUAUGACCUCCCCACAAGGAGCUUGGAGACUAUUCAAAGCUUUCCAUCUUCAAGCUUGGCAAGUCUUCAACUCCAGAAAGAUCUGCCAAGUUACCUACGCUAGACUUCAGGGAUUAGAAGCACUGAAGGAGCAUUUUAGGAACUCAAAAUUUCCAAGGGAGAUGGAGCAGUACGAGUUGCCCGUGGUGUUUUCGCCCCCACGAGACGGCAUUCAUCUGACGGAGCCUCUUGCCGUCGCCGGCAACAUGCGUGUUGGCGGUGUUAACACAUCAGCAGCAGAUGGAGAUGGCGGUGAUGAAGGACGACCAUCUGACGCCGCCGCCACCGCCGCAGAUCAGUCAUCGGAGGUAGUGCUGUGUGGUGAGGGUGAUGAUGGAAAUGAAGAAGACAGCUAGAGAUCAGAAGAUGGCGCUAUGUCUCUGGCUUUCCACUACACGGUGGCACCUAACUGUACAAAAAUCUCAAAGACAAAGCAAAUGAUGUAGCGUUGGAGGUCGGGAGCCGUCCUUAUCUCGUCAUACAAGGCUCGCCUCAGGUCACCCACCCCUCUUAACCGAUUAUCCAUCACUUUCAACUCUCUCUCUCUCUCUCUCCCUCCCUCGUAUGGGGGUUUCUUGGUUUUAUGCUUUCUUUGUGGAUCGCCCAGGUGAGAGAGAGAUGAGAUGUGGGCUCUCUCUCUCUCUCUCUCUGUUGCAUAGGGAUUGAGGCGAGGGUUUGUUGAUUUCUUUUUGUGUAAU
Messenger RNA from Cucurbita pepo subsp. pepo (vegetable marrow), 2410 nucleotides. Its product is annotated as protein terminal ear1. The record is from RefSeq and is a predicted model, not a curated record. Gene Ontology annotation, molecular function: RNA binding. Lineage: Eukaryota; Viridiplantae; Streptophyta; Magnoliopsida; Cucurbitales; Cucurbitaceae.